AUGAUGGAUUAAAAAGUUGAUUCAGGUGAGAUUCUAUCGUAUCGUAAAUAUACUGCUAUCUCAAGUGUUAAUAAUCCUAAAAAUAUUCUUUUGAUCCAUGGUAAUUUUUGUGGCUAAAGAAAUUGGGAUCCUUUUUUAAAGUAUUUGAAAGAGUACAAUGUAUACACUUUAGAUCUUCGAGGAUUUGGCAAGUCAACUUAUAAUCACUAAAUUGAAUCAUUGUUUGAUUUUGCUAAAGAUGUGGUAUCUUUUUGUGAAAAGCAAAAUCUGAAUAAAAUUUAAAUUAUAGGAUGGAGCUUAGGAGGCGCUGUAGCUAUGUCUGUUGCUCUUCUAUAACCUACGCUUAUAGAAACAAUGAUAUUAAUGGCAUCAGUAAAUCUUUAAGGAUUUCCAUUUAUGUCAAAAGCAGGAAGAGUAAAGGAUGUAAUAGAAAUUAAAAAAAGAUUACAGAAAAUUGGCAAUCUGUUAACAAGAGAAAAUCAGCAAUUCGUUUUUGAAAAUAUAAUAUAAGACAGAAUACUUCCUAAAAAUAACUAAUGUGAGGAAGGAUUUUUAGAUAUAAUUUUUGAUUAAUUGUUUAGCCAAAGAAAUUAUGUUGAUGCUACUGCUUAUUUAGGAAUUUGGGAUAUUUCAGAUAGGUGCUAAGAUAUUAAAUGUCCUAUUCUUAUUUAUCAUGGAACAGAAGAUAUAGUCAUAACUUAUGAUAAUGCAGUAUAUAAUUAUCAAACUUUAGCUAAAUAUAAUCCUAAAACAUACCUAUUCACUCUUGACGGUGGGAGCCAUGCUCCUGUUUAUGAAGUUCCUUAGUAAAUGUACUAAAUUUUUGACUAUUUCAUCAAAAAUCAUAAAAUAAAUCAAAUUAAUUCAAGGUUAUGA
This is a messenger RNA of Tetrahymena thermophila SB210, 876 nucleotides long. RefSeq names its product alpha/beta fold hydrolase. NCBI's taxonomy places the organism in Eukaryota, Ciliophora, Oligohymenophorea, Hymenostomatida, Tetrahymenidae. The transcript has a single exon. The record is from RefSeq and is a predicted model, not a curated record.